AUGAAUGAAUGGUCGAAUGAAAAUUGUGACGUUUUAAUAGCAAAAGAAGAUUAUUUGUAAUUAAUUUUUGUUUGUCUGAAAUUUUAAAACAAUUUCCGUGCUACCGAUAUCAAAUGUAACGAAAAAGGGGUCCUGGCGACUUUGAGAAUUGCACAUUUAUUGUUACGCGUUAGUAGCUGCUAGAUAAAUUACAAAAAUGACUGAGCCGCGUCGUUCUAGACUCCAUCUGGGGAAGUGCAUAGAGGAUUUGGACAAAUUAUACAAUGCACCUGACUUGAAAUCGAAAAGAGCUAAUAUGUUAUGCAAAACUGCUCAAAAACUCUUCGAAUCUGCAGAGGAGGCUCGUGAAAAGGGCGAUGAGGAGACCUCCUACGUUCUAUACAUGAAGUACCUUCGUAUUGUUGCGUGUAUCACCAAAGAUAAGGACUAUAUGAAGGACAAGACAUACUUCACUAGUAUGCUUGGAGCAAAGAACCCAAAUAAGGCACUUGAUGCUGCUGAGAUGUUGAAAAACAGCUUGAUUAUCAGAUAUGAGGAGGCGAGGCAGAAUGAUCGCAUGAAAGACAUAAAGGAGAAUGAGUUGAUAAAGCAAAAAAUUGAUGACAACAGAAAGAAGGCUAUGGAGGCAGCCACAAUCAAAGAACCAGUCACCCAGGGCCUACCAGGCCCUGAUGAGGUGACAAUAAAGAGUGAACAACUGUACGCCACACUGAAGAGUGGGAAGCUGAAGGUGAUGAUACUGGACGUGAGGCCCGGGAAGGACUACAUCGAGUCCCACAUCAACCAUCCCGCAUGCAUCAGUGUUCCCGAGGAGUGUAUAUCACCAGGCCAAUCAGCGAACGUGUUGGAACAGACCCUACCGGCCGCGUCCAGGCCCGUGUGGGCGGAGCGCGCCUCCAUGGACCUCAUCGUCAUGCUGGACUGGAACAGCUCCACCGUCAUCCCUGGGAAAACUCUGUAUCUACUGAAGACUAUACUACUUAAGUGGGAUGUCAAAGUCCGUUAUGCCAGACAGCCGCUGUCACUGCUGGGUGGUUACGAGGACUGGCUGCUGAAGUACCCAGCGUUCACCACAAACCCACAACCCACCACGCCACGACACGACGCCAUGCUCGACGACAUGUUGGGAGAGAUUGACUACCCAAACUGGUCGGACCUGAGCCCGCCCGCAAUAACUGUCAAUCGAGUUGCCAAGCCAACGGGAGGUCCUCUCAUAGACAGGACUAGCAAGAUGGCUGCAGUGCAGCUGUAUGAAGAAAGGUCUAGAAGCAUGCAGAACAUUCUAGAACAGCAGGAGCGCAUCGCUGACACAUCACUCACACUUGAGAUGCAACGGUUGGAAGCGGAGCAGGAUUGGGAGAAGAUACGGCAGCAGAACGAGGAUGAGCAGCGAGACGAAAUCCGUGCCAUGUACAAGCUUCGGGAACAGGAGAUCAUAUCGCAGCUGAUGCAGCUCGAGAGCAAGCAGUAUGACAUGGAACAAGAAAACCAAUCUCUCCGCGAGAAGCUGGAGGAGUACCAGCGGAGAGAGAAGGAGGAAGCGGAGACCAUCGCGGAGAAUAUCGCCAAGGCGGCAGAACUCUCCGGCGCUGACUCUGAGGCACAGGCGGAGGAGCGGUCGCGGCAAGCGGCGGCGCGGGACUUGGCCGCCAAACGCGCGCGCAUAGCCGCCGUGCACGCGCAGAGGGACGAGCUGGACCGCCGCCGCGAGCUCAUGGAGUGCGAGCGCAAGCGGAAACUGGCUGAAGCGCGCUCCAAGCGGAAACCCUACGAGAAGGAAGAAGAUGGCGACGCUUACAUGGGCUCCCCGACUGACAGCACAGAAUCGGCUGGCCUCAACCGGUCGCAGUCCACGCCCAAUAUAGCCAAGCUGUCGUCGGACGAGGACGAGCCGCCGACGCCGACGUUCGACCGCAGCACGAAGCCCAGCAAGGUGGUGCCGCCCAGCGAGCUGCGCCACAGGGACUUCCAGCCCGUGUGGGGCGACGUGGGCAGAGGACUGACAGGUCUGAAAAAUCUCGGCAACACCUGCUACAUGAACUCCAUCAUCCAAUGCCUCAACAACACCGCCAUACUCGUCGCGUACUUCUGCAACGGACAGUAUCUGGAACACGUUAACAGGUCACACAGCACGCGAGGCGCUAUAGCGGAAGAGUUAGCGGCUGUGGUGCGAGCUCUGUGGUCGGGACAGUAUCGGUUCAUCGCCACCAAGGAUCUGCGGAGCGAGGUUGGCAAGCAUCAGCGCGCGUUCCGCGGCACGGAGCAGCAGGACUCGCACGAGUUCCUCACCAUCCUGAUGGACUGGCUGCACCUCGACCUGCAGUUCACAAUCAAGCCGCCACACAAGGAAUCUCUCGGUGCCUCUGAACUGGCCUGGCACGAGUACACCAAGUCAAAGGAAAGCCUCGUCUUAAGGCUUUUCUACGGACAGAUCCGAUCGACGGUGCGUUGCUCGGUGUGCCGCGCCAGCUCCGCCACCUACGACUCCUUCUCCAAUCUGUCGCUCGAGCUGCCCGCGCACGCUUCCCGGUGUACGCUGGCUGACUGUCUAAAAUUAUAUUUGAACGACGAAAUGGUACCAGGCUGGAACUGCCCCAAUUGUAAAGAAAAAAGAGACGCUGCCAAGAAACUAGACAUUUCGCGACUACCUCCAGUCCUCGUAAUUCACUUCAAAAGGUUCUACGUGGACCCCAAAGAGUAUAUGUGUAACGCGUACAGAAAAAAACAAACAUACAUCGACUUCCCGUUAGAAGAUCUAGAUAUGAGGCAGUUUUCACUACAGUGCCCCGAGAAUCAGAUAUACAAUUUGUAUGCCGUGUCUAAUCAUUACGGGUCUAUGGAGGGCGGACAUUACACUGCGUAUUGCAAGAGCAGUGUCUAUGGAAAAUGGUACAAAUUCGACGAUCACCUCGUAACGGAGAUCCCAGCGAGCGAAGUGCGCUCGAGCGCCGCCUACAUACUGUUCUACUCGGCGUGCUCGCGCUCGUGAUGCGCCCGCCACGCCAUCCGCAGCGGCGCCCACCACGCCGCUCCGGCCCCGACGACGUCGCGCCAUAGGUAGAGCGUACGCUAUAGCACGCCAACUUCAAUACUUUUAGUAUGUACAUUCAAAUUUAAUUUAUUUCAAGUAGUUGAUGACAUGACAUGCUCAUGAUAUGCGGGCGACGGGGGGAAGGAUUGCGCGGAUGUGAAGUGCGCGCGGGGCAUCGCUACCCUUCUCAAGGCCCGCGCGGACCAUCGGGAGUGUUAAGAACAAAUUUGCCAAGCUAUAGUUUUGUUUUGUCGGUCCAUAUCUUUGUAUAGGAUAGUUGAAUCAUGUCAAAUUUAAUAUAAACAAUAUUAAUUUCGUAUAAUAAAAGUUAAAUUGCUAAUUGCAAUUUAUUGACAAAGACAACUUCUUGGCACUCAAUUCAAGUAGUCGCAUUGGCAAAUUCAACCUUAAACUCAAUCAUUAAGGUUGAAAUUGCUCUGAAUUUGGGAUUUUAUUGAAUUUACUAUACUAUACUCGAAUUCUAAAACUGUCAAAGCUAAAUUGGCCAAUUUUUAAGUGAAAUUUUCUACAUGAUUAGAACACCAAUUUGACUGUUUUUCAAUGGUGCGGUUACAAAGACAGUUCUAAAACGAAGCAUGCUUAAGGUACAAAAUGAAAUUUUGUUCUUGUUACCUUCCUCUUCCUUCUAUGAAUAUAUCUAUAAAUGUUAGCAUUUUAGAUCUGUCAAAUAAGCUUUUUUUUGUUUCAUGUAAAUAUAAAACUAACUAACUAAAUGUGUGUGGUGUAUAAUAUGUUAAAUAUACUAGUAGACCCGGUCAAUCUUCGCUUAGACAGUUACGCAAGCAUCCAAUGAGCUAUCGGCGACAAACAGAUACUUUAGCCGCCUAUAAUAAACAAUACAUUAUGUUGUUAUGUCAACUAGUAAAGUAUUUAUGCAAAAUGGACCUAAUCUCGUCUUGAUAAAGGAUUUAUUAACUAAAAACUAUUUCUGUCUGAAGCAUAAGUAAUGUGAAAAAACUACUAUAAAAAGAAAAGUAAAAUUGUGUGCUGUACUAAAAGUAUUGAAGUUAACAAGCAUGGGAAAUACGACUUUAAAACGAGCAGCUUUAGCUACGUUUUACUUUGGCGUUCGAAUGUGCGUGCGGAUGACGUCAUCGGCGGAUUUCGGAUAUUUUCAAUGUAAACUACUAGAAUUAAGGGACAAUGCAACAUCAAUUUACUUUAAAUUCAAAAAUACACAAUUGCUACAAUUGUAAAACGUAUUAUCCAAUUAAUUUUAGUUUAAAUGGAAUUUUUGGAUGUUUCCACUGAUUUCGGAUUCCACAAAUUUUUAAUAACACUAAAUUGACAUGAAACUGUAAAAAAAUAUUGUAUUGUUUUCUAUUCUUGUCAAUUUAGUGAUAUUUAGAUAUUGUGUAUUGUAAAAAAUAUUACGUAUUAAUACCCAAUGGUUCUUUAGUUGUAUGCAAAUAUACAAAGGACACUAAAAUGACAGGUCUAUACAGGGUGUCCCGUAAAUAAUACAUACUUUGUUAUAGCUGACAUCAAAGCCUACUAAAAUAACGCAAUAGUUUGCCGAAAUUUUGCGAUUUUCAAGUUAUAUAGAUUUUUGUUCUAAACACAAAAAAAACCUACCUUAAGUCCAGUUUAAUCGUACCAUGUGCUUAAAAACUACUUAAGCGCUAAUUUUAUACUUGCCAAUUAUCUUUGAAUAGUUGGUUCAAUGUUAAUUAUUUUGUUAUUCAAGUAACACGAAACUGAACUGAAACUGAACUUGAACUAAAAUAAAAUUACAUUUAAAAAUGAAGGUAGGAUUUUUUUGUAUUUUGUACAAAAAUCAAUAUAACUUAAAAACCGUAAAAUUUCGGCUAUAGUAUGCGCAUUAUCAUCUGAGUCGUCCGGUCAUAAAAGUCAAAAAAGAUAGGAAUGUGCAGCGCGCCUACCUGCGCACCCUAAUUAUCGAUAAACGGCUACCUGCGCACGUGCUAAUGAUGAGUCAAUAAUGAUUUGGACGAUUCUGAUUGGUCGGUUUCUAAUGUAAUUGCAUUGCGUAUUUUUUUUGCUAUAAAUGUGUUUACUGCAAUUAAAUAAAUACAUUCAUGUGUUACUCGUUGCGCACUAUGGAUACUAAUAUAUAAUAAAUUUGGCAGAAGACGAAGAUUCUGAUGAUGAAGACUCAGAUGAAGAUUAAUUUUAUUUAGUUAAUAAUUAUAUAAUAUGAAAUAUGUAUUAUAUUAAAUCAAAUAUUGUUAAUUUUUUUAAUUUUGUGAACAAGAUACGAUAAUAAACUUUACUUAUCGAUAAUAUGUCUUUCAUUGUUACACCCUUCACUAGACGGCUCCAUAAGACCCAUAAGUGCAAGCGAGAUAGAUAUAGAGAAAUGAUUUAUGGCCCUAAGACUCAGUUGUUAAUGCUAUUAGUAUAACAUAUAUUGCGUUAUAUUAGAAAGCCUUGAUGUCAGCUAUCACCUUGUAAAGUAUGUCGUAGUAUUUACGAGACACCCCUGUAUAUGCUAUCUUAUAGCAUUGUCAGACAUGUUAAGUUUAUAUAUUUGUGUACAACAUAAUUCCACCAUUAUAUUUGUUGUGAUUUAAUGUUAAUACGAAUAACAAUAUGUUAUAAAUGUAUAAUAUAUUCCAAGAAGCAAGUUUUGACGUUACGUCACUCGCUGUUUAAAAUUUAAGAUGUCCUUAAGUUUAAGAAAACUGUACAGAAUAAAUGAAACGUUCGUUAACGUUUGUAUGCAGCUCGCUUACAAAAUUUAAUGUAAAGUCGAGUAAAACAUAUAUAUACACUGUGAAGUUUUCUUCGUCUUCAACCGAAAUCCCACAUAAUGUACUCAAUGUAUAUUAUCCAUUAGUGUUAUUAUAAAAAAAAAACAAAGUACAGUUUUUCAAAAAGCGAUUAUUUUAAAACAUCCUGUAUUUUCAAACACCUACAUUCGCCGCGAUACCGCUCGCUCUGUCGCUCCCUUUAAGGUCAUUCACUUAAAUUCAUCAAUGACUCAAUAUUUACGAAAAAGAAUUAAACAGGAUGUUUAAAUUUUUUCAUAAAUAGAAUUUUCCUUUCGCUUGUGUGAAUUAACUUGAGGCCAUUUUUAACAUUGUUAAGGGGUUUCUUGUAUUGGAUUCUUGUAUAAUAAAUGUCAGGGUGGUUUACAGACGCUGAAACUAACACGGUGUAUAGUGAAUAUAAUCAGUAUAUACUUACUACUUAUUAGUCCACCAUACCUCGUUUAGUGCGACGCUUCCUCGGCUCGAUACUUCUGUAAUAAAGUAUGUUAGUAGUUUUAGAUUUUUAAGGUAUCUAAUUUUUCCGCCUUCCAUUAGUCUCGGAGAUUACAGAAUAUACCCCUUGGGUCAACAAAUCACUACAGGAUUCCCUUCAAGUGCAAAUGAAUAUUUUUUUCGAAAUACUUUUUUGUUUUAAUUUUAUCUUUAUUUGCAUAAAUAGUUUAAAUUUUAUGUUCAACUAAAGAUAUUGAUUACCAAAACGAAAUUUCUAUCUGAAAGGCCGCUUUUGAUCUGAAGGAUAGAAAGGAAAGAAAGUAUUUUAUCCUUGAUCUUUAAUUGAAUGAGUAGUAAUAUCCGUUUUCACCAAAAAUAAUUCUGAUUUGUAUUUCAUUUACUUGUUGCUUAUUCUGUAAUUUUCGAUUAAUAUUAUUCUAUUUUAUUGACAAAAGGCUCGAAAUUUUUAACUUCUUUGCAGCCGUCGAAAGUUAUUUGUAAAUUUUAUAUUAUACCAGUGUGUUAUGAAUUAAUUCCAUAAUUCCUAACCUUAUUAUGAGGUUAUGGAAUAAAUUCACCACUCACUUCCUCUUUGAGUUACUGCUUUCUUUAGUUACAUGAUGUACCACACCACAGUUAAAUCAA
Messenger RNA from Bicyclus anynana (squinting bush brown), 6864 nucleotides. It is a transcript of the gene Usp8, whose product is annotated as ubiquitin carboxyl-terminal hydrolase 8. Gene Ontology annotation, biological process: protein deubiquitination. NCBI's taxonomy places the organism in Eukaryota, Metazoa, Arthropoda, Insecta, Lepidoptera, Nymphalidae. The record is from RefSeq and is a predicted model, not a curated record. The transcript is spliced from 20 exons. The coding region runs from base 197 to 2989 and encodes 930 amino acids. Gene Ontology annotation, molecular function: cysteine-type deubiquitinase activity.